AUUAAAAUUGAAGUACUAUAACUUAAUGAUUCAGCUGGACCAGCACGAGGGGUCCUAUCUGUCGAUUUGUAAACACUACAGAGCCAUCUAUGACACGCCCUGCAUUCAGGCAGAGAGUGAGAAGUGGCAGCAGGCUCUGAAAAGCGUUGUUCUGUAUGUCAUCCUGGCUCCUUUUGACAAUGAGCAGUCAGAUUUGGUUCACCGGAUAAGUAGUGACAAGAAGCUGGAAGAAAUUCCCAAAUACAAGGAUCUACUGAAGCUUUUUACCACAAUGGAGCUGAUGCGCUGGUCCACGCUGGUCGAGGACUAUGGGGUGGAGCUACGGAAGGGUUCUCCUGAGACCCCGGCAACUGACGUUUUCAGCUCUACAGAAGAAGGUGAAAAAAGGUGGAAAGACUUGAAGAACAGAGUCGUGGAACAUAACAUCAGGAUUAUGGCCAAGUACUACACUCGGAUAACAAUGAAAAGGAUGGCACAGCUUCUGGACCUCUCUGUGGAUGAGUCAGAGGCGUUCCUCUCGAAUCUAGUCGUUAACAAGACCAUCUUUGCUAAAGUAGACAGGUUGGCUGGAGUCAUCAACUUCCAGAGACCCAAGGAUCCAAAUAAUUUAUUAAAUGACUGGUCUCAGAAACUGAACUCGCUGAUGUCUCUGGUUAACAAAACGACACACCUCAUAGCCAAGGAGGAGAUGAUACACAACCUACAGUGAGGCCGGAUGCUUUUAGAAAAGACACAGUUGGGGUCAUUAAAAAGAA
This is a messenger RNA of Chionomys nivalis (European snow vole), 755 nucleotides long. RefSeq names its product 26S proteasome non-ATPase regulatory subunit 12-like. Gene Ontology annotation, cellular component: cytoplasm; nuclear proteasome complex; proteasome regulatory particle, lid subcomplex. The coding region runs from base 26 to 709 and encodes 227 amino acids. The transcript has a single exon. NCBI's taxonomy places the organism in Eukaryota, Metazoa, Chordata, Mammalia, Rodentia, Cricetidae. The record is from RefSeq and is a predicted model, not a curated record.